This is a messenger RNA of Papaver somniferum (opium poppy), 1388 nucleotides long. Its product is annotated as probable pinoresinol-lariciresinol reductase 3. Gene Ontology annotation, molecular function: oxidoreductase activity. Bases 298 to 1221 code for a protein of 307 amino acids. Lineage: Eukaryota; Viridiplantae; Streptophyta; Magnoliopsida; Ranunculales; Papaveraceae. The transcript is spliced from 5 exons. The record is from RefSeq and is a predicted model, not a curated record.
UCCAAGUACUUGGUCCUUGCUAUAUUGUGGCUACAGCCCAGAAAAAUAAGCCUCCAUAGUGCCCGCUCUCGUGCAUGUUUAUGACAUCCCUCAUUUACUUGGCUAGAGCCUGGAGUUGCUAAACUGGCCUCCUUUUGCAUCGGGCAUAGAACGAGUUACCCACAGCAACACUAUGCAAAGAGGAGUCCAGUUCAUGGGUCCACAUUACAUCUUGUGUACUACAUCAUUAUCCUCCUCGUAACUCACGCUCGUACGAUCUCUGAACGAACUCUUCUGUCCGAACGAAAGAAAGUAAAAAUGGAAGAAAAGAGUAGAAUUUUGAUAAUCGGAGUGACUGGUAAUCUAGGGUUUAAAUUGGCGGAAGCAAGUCUAAAAUCAGGACACCCUACAUUCGCACUAGUUCGAGAAUCAUCCUACUCUGUUCCUGAAAAAGCACAAAAACUACAACUUCUUGCAAAUUCCGGAGCUUCACUCCUCAAUGGUUCUCUUGAAGAUAUAUCGAGUUUAAUUGAAGCACUGAAACAAGUGGAUGUAGUGAUUUGUGCUGUUUCAUCAAAGCAAGUUCUUCAUCAGAAGCUUCUCAUUCAGGCAAUUAAACAAUCUGGAUGUAUCAAGAGGUUUAUUCCAUCCGAAUUCGGAUCAGAUCCUGACAAGGUGCGUAUCUCCUCUAUGGAUCACGGUUUUUAUUCAAGUAAAGCUGAAAUACGGCGUACCAUAGAAGCUGAAGAAAUUCCUCACACCUUCGUCUCUUGCAACUACUUCACUAGCUAUUUUCUUCCAUCACUAGUCCAGCCAGGUUUAAAAAGCCCUCCCAGGGACAAAGUCAGGAUCUUUGGCGAUGGAAAUACUAAAGCUGUUUUUAUGAAGGAAACUGACGUGGCGACCUUCACUAUAAGCACGGUAGACGAUCCGAGAAGUUUGAAUAAGACAUUGUAUUUGAGACCUGAUGGAAAUGUUUACUCCAUGAAUGAGCUAGUGGGGAUUUGGGAGACUAAGAUAGGAAAGAAGCUCGACAAGGUUUACAUUCCUGAAGAAGAGGUUCUCAAGAUCAUACAAGAUUCUAAUUACCCAGACAACAUGGAGAUGGUUUUCAUAUACUCAGCUUUCGUAAAGGGUGAUCAUACUUACUUCAAUAUCGAGUCGUCCGGCGUUGAUGGCACUAAACUCUAUCCUCAUGUGAAGUAUACUACAAUCAGUGAGCAUUUAGAUACCCUCUUAUAGUCCUUGAACAUAAAUUAUAGCUCACUACAAUUCUCUUGUGGUUGCAUCAUUUUUUAGGUCCUUGUCAUCUAUCUUGUUUUCCAAUGAAAUCAAGGGUUAUUUGUGAUAAGGUCCUUUCUUUUAAAUCAAUAAUGUGAUAGUAUUCAACCUCACUCUUCAUUUAUUUA